AAAUACAAACGAAAACACCAUCACCUCUUGGAUAUAAAGAGCAAGAAAAUUCUACCAAUCAUGUAACACUGAAGCGUAGCCACUCCCCCGGAAGUUGAGAUCUUCCACUGCGGCACCAACGUGAAACCGUAAAGGUGUGCAGUCAUGUGGCCUGUAGUUUGGACAGCCAUGCGGACCUACGCCCCAUAUGUCACCUUCCCCGUGGCUUUUGUGGUGGGAGCAGUGGGCUACCACCUGGAAUGGUUUAUCAGAGGGAACCCAAAACCUCGAGAGGAAGAGAAGAGCAUUCUUGAACUGAGGGAGGAAAGAAAACUGCAGGAACAGGUUGGGAUGGACGGAACUCAGGUCCUUAGCCUCAAGGAGAAACUGGAAUUUACGCCUAAAGCAGCUCUGAAUAGGAACCGUCCUGAGAAAAGCUAAUCCCUUCACAUGUGGAAAACAUUAUCACAAUGACAUGGAAGGGGGCUUUUUUUUAAUCAGACACAAAUAUUGCAUCAAACCUGUAUGCUUCAAACGAAGGACAGGUAUUGUGUUUUGAGCUGCAAAUAUGGCCAAAGGUAUUUGGACACUGGACAUGCUUGUGAAUCAAUAAAUUGUUGGACUCCAUUAGUUUCCCUUUAAUCUUUGGUCAAUGUUGUUCUAAAUUGUGCAGAAAUUUUUGGGAAAAGACCCUUCAUCCACCAUGACUGAAAGAAAGCUCAACAAAGCCUGCUUGGAUGUGUUCGGUUUGGGGAAAAAACUCAGCACCUUUUAGAUAUGACUUGUUUUCACAAUGGACAAAAAUUCUGACGUACUUUUCCUGAAAUAAUGUUCAAGAUAGCCUUAUUUUUAUUUUUGUGCACUGUAGCUUUUGUCAUAUUGCCUGUUUCUCUGUAACUUUCACCAAAGUAAAUAAUUUAUUUUACAGCGUAUCGGGAGAAAUCAUGACUUUUUUGAUGGUAUGCAGGCAAUCAACCAUGAGUGGGAGGUCUGCGGUGAAGAUUAAGCAGCUUAGUCUUGUUAUUUUGUGAAACGGCAACACUUUCAUUUUAGAAAGUUGUACACCACUUAGCACACUGACCCUUUGCCACUGUGUGUCACGUGGAAGUUGAUCGAACAAAGUGUAAAUUGUUGAACUGCAAGCUGUUGUUUAUAUCAAAAAAAAAAAAAAAACUUCUAGUUUGUCUUGAUUUUGAAGCAGCCAAAACAUUUAAUUUUCAACCAACCUUGCAAGAAUGUGCACCUUAAAAAAGUUAAUGUUACGUUGAAUGAAAGCAUUUAUGUAGACUAAACGUCUGUUGAAGACAACUUGGAAGACUAUCUAGGUCAACUUUCAUUUAAUGGAAGCGAGUCUGCAUUUUAUUUUAAUCAAGUCUUCAAAAUUUUCACUAAAUCCUUAGAUGUGAAACAGAUACUUCAAUAGGAAUACUUAAUGACUUUGAAGAUUGCUGUCAGAAAUGGUCUUUGGGAGACUUCAUAUUAGGCUUGCAGAGAAUGACAAUGUUGCAAACAUUUCCUGUUUUAAAUAAUGAAGGUUCAUGUCCUUCUAGCCCUCGGGUCUUUUUGCUAUGUAGUUAUCAAAUUUAGCUAUAUACAGUGGGGAGAACAAGUAUUUGAUACACUGCCGAUUUUGCUGGUUUUCCCACUUGCAAAGCAUGUAGAGGUCUGUAAUUUGUAUCAUAAGUUCUCUUCAACUGUGAGGGACGGAAUCUAAUACAAAAAAACAGAAAAUCACGUCUGAUUUUUAAAAAAUAAAUUUGCAUUUAAUUGCAUGAAAUAAGUAUUUGAUACAUCACAAAAAUCGAACUUAAUAUUUGGUACAGAAACCUUUGUUUGCUAUUACAGAUACCAAACGUUUCCUGUAGUCCUUGACAAGGUUUGCACACACUGCAGCAGGGAUUUUGGCCCACUCCUCCAUACAGAUCUUCUCCAGAGCCUUCAGGUUUCGGGGCUGCUGCCGGGCAACACGGACUUUCAGCUCCCUCCAUAGAUUUUCUAUCGGGUUCAGAUCUGGUGACUGGCUAAGCCACUCCAGGACCUUAAGAUGCUUCUUACAGAGCCACUCUUUAGUUGCCUUGGCUGUGUGCUUUGGGUCGUUGUCAUGCUGGAAGACCCAGCCACGAUCCAUCUUCAAGGCUCUCACUGAAGGAAGGAGGUUGUCAGCCAAGAUCUGGCGAUACAUAGCGCCAUCCAUCCUCCCCUCAAUACGGUGCAGUCGUCCUGUACUCUUGGCAGAGAAGCAGCCCCAAAAAAUGAUGUUUCCUCCUCCAUGUUUCACGGUUGGGAUGGUGUUCUUGGGGUUGUACUCAUCCUUCUUUUUCCUCCAAACACGACGAGCCGAGUUUAGACCAAAAAGUUCAAUUUUGGUCUCAUCCGACCACAUGACCUUCUCCUAUUGCUCCUCUGGAUCAUCCAGAUGGUCAGUGGCAAACGUCAGACGUGUCUGGACAUGCACUGGCUUCAGCAGCGGGACCUUGCGUGCGCUGUAGGAUUUUAAUCCAUGACGGCGUAAUGUGUUUCUGAUGGUUUUCUUCGAAACUGUGGUUCCAGCUCUCUUCAGGUCAUUGACCAGGUCCUGCCGUGUAGUUCUGGGCUGAUCCCUCACCUUCGUCAUGAUCAGUGAUGCCCCACGAGGUGAGAUCUUGCAUGGAGCCCCAGAACAAGGAAGAUUGACCGUCAACUUGAACUUCUUCCAUUUUCUAAUAAUCGCUCCAACAGUUGUUACCUUCUCACCAAGCUGCUUGCUUAUUUUCCUGUAGCCUAUCCCAGCCUUGUGCAGGUCUAUUAUUUUAUCCCUGAUGUCCUUACACAGCUCUUUGGUCUUGGCCAUUGUGGAGAGGUUGGAGUUUGUUUGUUUGAGCAUGUGAACAGGUGUCUUUUAUACAGGUAACAAGUUCAAAGGGAGGAGUUCUUAAAAAAGAAAUAAGAGCCGAAAUAUUUACUGGUUGGUAAUGUAUCAAAUACUUAUUUCAUGCAGUUAAAUACAAAUUUAUUAUUUAAAAAUUAUACAAUGUGAUUUUCUGGAUUUUUGUAUUGGAUUCCGUCCCUCACAGUUGAAGAGAACUUAUGAUACAAAUUACAGACCUCUACAUGGCUUGCAAGUGGGAAAACCAGCAAAAUUGGCAGUGUAUCAAAUACUUGUUCUCCCCACUGUAUAUCUAUGAGAAACAGUCAUGUUUGCUUUUUCUUUUACUUCCAGGAUAUGAAUGAUAUCAAACUGCUGGAGGUUAGUAGAAAGUAUGGAUGUGAGGCAUGACUCUGUAUCAAGAGGAAGAGGGAGUUUGUAUGUGUUUAGGUCCUUUUGGGAACAAUUAGGACAGGUAACAAUAGAACAACUCCUCCAAACUGGACAGCACUGUGGGAAUUGGACAGCAAGACUCCUGGGAAAGUAUAAGAGGGAUGUUGGGAGGCGUUGCAUUGUUCCUGCAAGGAUGAUGGUGAAUAAUGGGUGAUUCUGGAGGUUCCCUUUUUUUUUUUUUUUUUUUUCUCCAUGAUCUUUUGAAAGUGUCGCAGUGCAACAUCCUGAGCGGACAGGCGGGAAAGUGCUGCAGGAACAAUAGUGCUGUCUGCUCGUUGGAAUGGCAUCCCUUCAUAAACACACUUUUGCAUAGAAUACUGGAAAACAACAGGGAUUCUAUGUAAAUAUUUUAAAGAGUCCAAGUCAUUCAUUCAGCCAUGUUUGGGCUUUUGCUUUUAAUUGUGCAUUCCUUGUAAAAAAAUAUAUUAAAAUGUACACAAUGAAGUCGAAGGACUUGGAUAACAUAGUUGUAAAUUUUGCAUAGCCAAAAUGCAGCAGAGCUGUAUGAAAGGUGAAAAUUAAAAAUGUUUGUUGUUUUAGUAUUGGCCGAGUGUUGUUACUUAACUAGUGUGCGGUAGGCAAGUCCUCCUCUUGGCUUUAGAUGGGCAGCAUUGAACAAUGCAACCACUACCCAUUGUCAGGGUGAAUUUUCCUCUGCAGAACAGUCCCAAGAGAGAAACAAUAGUGGAAGAGGAAACAGGUACAGACCCACUUCCUGUCCAGAAUCUAAAUUUAGAGGAUGGUCAAAGCUAUGUUUUGUUUACGAGCAAAUUGCCCAAUCUGAGAACCGGCUACUUGAUAUUUUUAUGGAUACAGUGAGAAUCAUUGCCAUUGAGACAGUAUAGGGAGAAUGGGAAUUGGUACUUUUUAUCAACAAUAACAGUAAACCAUAAAAAUAAGGAUAAAAGAAGAACAAUCACUUACUGGUUCUCCCAAUUGACUCUGGAGUUUUUGGAGUUUUUCCUUGCCGGCAUGGAGGAUCUUAAGGAUAGGGGAUACCCAGGACUUGAACUGUAUCUAUUCAUUUUUGUUGCUUCAUUUCUGUAAAGCCCUUUGAGACAUUGUUGUUGUGAUUUAGGGCUAUACAAAUAAAAUUGAAUUGAAUUGAAUGGUAAUAACCUACGUUAAACUGUACAUUUUUAACUCAGUCACCUCAACUCCAUUGUCUACUCUUGCUAGCUCUGCUGGUUGCUUUUAUAACAUUUGCGCUUGAAUACCUUCUUGUGCUCAAUUUACUCAUCAUUUAUUUGUUGCAUUUUAUUUAAAUGCCUUUUAUUAAAAUGAUCUGGUAUUUUAUAGAGACGGAGCUAAGCUCCUUAUACAUUGUGAAAGGCUGAUGUCUUGAAGGGCCCCCACUCAAAUUUAUGAAGUCAUUUUUUUCUUGAGAGCAUCAUUGUUGGGCUUUCUCUUUAGGAUGUACUUAAGUGUGUUGCAAUUAUGGAAGUUGCUGAAUGUCCUUUGUUGAGGUAUGCGGCUUCAAAAAAAAAAAAAAAAAAAAACCUUGUCAUGCUAUGAGCAACACAGCUUACCAACAGAGUGAGGAAAUGUAUCAGCAAUGACUUCAACAAUCUCAGGAAACUCUGUCACAAUGGGAGUCAAUCCCAAAUGGAUUUCAUUGGUAUUAGUAUGGUAUGGGUGACCUAUCACAUCUUCCCACACAGGAAGGAUUAAGGAUUCUAAUUUUCUGGGACUUUUAUGCAAAAAUCAAUUGCAAUCAUAGUAAAAGAUGAUCACACUUCAUUUUCACACUCGGCAGGCAGCUGGAAAGAUAAUACUGGUCGACCCCUGCAAUCUGUUGAAUGCCCCCUCCUAUUGCCAGCACCUCCCUCUUUGGCCUGGUAAAAACACCCAGAUUAACAAUGACGGGAUAGUGCCCAGCACACAUGGACCCGCCCACCUGGACUCAGAUAAUAGGACUAUACAGGAAUGCCAGCCAAGUUUUACUGAAUAGGCUUGGAAACAGGCAGCUUUGGAAAAUUGACUUGAAUUGUUAUCUGGAACAAUAUAUGCCCCACGUCAGUGCCUGAACAUAGUAAAAGUUCCUCUUUGAGGAUGGUCUUCCUAUUAUUGUAUAAUUAUUAUUUCCAUUCGUUGUAACUUCAGUGAAAUAAAUGCCAAGAAACUCAAGUACAAUGCCCAACAUCCAUCACAAGCAAACUGUACACCUUCAAAACUCAUAUUUAGAAAAGAAUUUGAGUGGAAAAUUGUCUACGUUGCGGUUAUUUGACAUAAGUCAAUCAUUUCGUCAAGCAUAAUUUUGAUUUCAUGACAAACCAGGUCAGAAUGUACUUCUGAGGACAAGGGCUAUACAAAAUGGAGUCCAUCCUACAUACCUGCGGUCACUUACAACAUACCUUUGGCAAAGCUGUAGUCUUGGCUUUUCUUAGUUGCUUUCCAUCUAUACAGUGUUAACAACAAGACCUCCGAGUGGGAUUUUAAACCGAGCCAGGAAAAAGAGUGCUUUACCUCCUACAUUGUACCAUAUAAUUGGUCGCCGUUACUCCCUGUGCUGGAGAAAUGGGACAUCAAAAGAGCAUACACAGUUUAUCUUUCCUUUAUUUUACUUAAUGCAAUAAAUAUUAACAUGUUUCGUAUAAAUACAUACUUCAUUGAUUUUUGCAUCACCUGUACCACCUUUAGUCCAAGUUUGAAGAAUCACUUUUAAGCUUAUUUUCCAACUGGAUGCUCGUGAAUGGUCCUUUGAUUCAAUAUAGAUUUUUUUUUUUUUUUUUAAUUGAAGUGAGCACUUUAAAGUCAUGAGAAUUUUAUAAAUGGAUGGGUUUGGUCCCCAUUUGUUUAUCAAGCCCUUUAAACCCUAAGACAAGUGACCAACUCUGACUGUGUGAAAUAAAAAGCAUACAGUUCGUGUGUGUGCAUGCAUGUGUGCCUCUUGGGAAGAGAACUGAAACAAGAGCAUUCCAUUGUGCGGACUGAGAGGAGCUCCAGGGAUGACUGUGUGGAACUAAAAGGAAUGUAUUUAUUUACAACUGAUAAAAUACUGCUCUCUUAAAUGCUCACAAGACAUUGUUUUUCACUUACAUAUUCAAGCUUUUUAAUGAAACAAGAAAGUCUCUCAUGACCGAAAAGUAUAAAUUUCAGUUGCCAUGGGGAGCGUUCUCCAAAAUGGGUCUGUUAUCAAGCCAAUGUUUGUCUGAAGUGUGUUGCUGCCUCUGAGGCAUUGGGUUCACAGUACAACUCUUGUCUUUUAUAUGAGCUUUUAUGUGGCACCUCGUUUACUCCAGUGUCAUGUGCAAAGAAGCAUGUUAGAAAGAUAACAAAAUGAUUUUCAUCAAGCCUCAGUCAGACAUAGUGCUUCUGUUUUGCAAUUCCCCUAUGAUUGUUCUUGGUCUUUGCUCCGUAGUGGUUCCUAGGUGAACGUGAUGUCCUCAUAGCCUCCAUGCAGUUCGUAUAGCUAGGAAGCACAUCACUCCCUCCCUCUGCAGGUUCCCAGUUGACUGCUAUGGCUAGAUUGCCAUAGCUUUCACAGGGGUUCGUGAAGCCUGUAGCCUCACUUGGCACUGGUAGGCUGCCAUUGUAAGACUCUUGUGUUUCUUCCCGUGUCCGCGGGGCUUCCGAACGGGCCACCGUACCUGCCUGUUCUAGCUGUGGUAAAUACACCUGACCCUGGGAGCUGUACUGUUUCCUCAGUCGCUGUGAAAUUGCUAGCUGAAGAAGGUGUAGGAGCUCAAAGAGGUUGAGCAGCAAGGAAACAGCUGCGAUGGCCUGAGUGUAGAUGGUGAAGAUGGUCUUCUCUGUAGGUCGAGAGACAAAGCAGUCCACUGUAUGAGGGCAUGGGAAGCCCACACACUCAAACUUUGCUUCAACUAGGAAGCCAUCAUAAAGGAACCACAACCCCAGGAUGAAGCCGACUUCUAGCAGAACUUUUAGAAGGAUGCUGAAUGUGUACGCGCAUAACAACCUUCCUUUCAGUUUUGGAGCUUCGGGUGGACUCCUCUCAACUAUGCUUCCUUUUCUUGCAGCCCCCUCUUUUUGAUUUGUCUUUUCUUUAUCCCUUUCUGUUACAACCCCUAUCCUACCUCCACCACCUUCUUCUACCUGCCUGCUUUCAUUUUUUCCAACUUCUUCCUUCCCAGACCGUAUAGCCACGUAUCCAAAAUAGAAGAUGGUUGGCGUGGAGACGAAAAUGACUUGGAGGACAAAGUAGCGAAAAUGGGAGAUGGGGAAGGCUUUGUCGUAGCAAACUGCCGUACAACCUGGUUGUCGUGUGUUACAGAUGAAGUCCGCUUGCUCGUCGUCCCAGGCAGACUCGACUGCUGUGCCGAGCACCAACAUACGAAACAGGAAGAGAACAGUUAGCCAGACACGACCAAUGCCAGUCGAAUACUCCUGGCCCUCCUCCAGCAGGUGCUCCAGAAAGGACCAGUCAGCUCUGGACAUCCUCUGCUCCUUUAAAAACCACAAAGACAAAAAGAAUAUAGUGUGGAAUGCUUUUAAUGGACUCUCGUUGAAAUAGUUUGAAUUCGAGCCUCCAUCAUGCUUCUUGAGGAGAUGAACCAUAGCGGAGGACUUCAUAUACAGUAGUUUUUUCCUUUGUAAUCACUGCCUGAGUUUUAACCAUGUAGCUGUACAGUUGUCUUUUGUGGUACUACAGUAAUUUUCUGCAGGUUUAACUUUGUUUUGCUUUUCACAAACUGACUCAUUUUUUCAAAUACUUUGUCUAAUCCUAACUUUUUUAGUUUUAAUUUCUCAUACUUGCACAAAACCGCUUAUGUUCAUCAUUUCCCUCCGACUAUACAAGUUCUCUUAUUUUUACUGCGAAAAAAUUAGCCAGGUUGAACCAAAACAAAUGCCCAAUAAAAAACAACUCUUUAUUUCUCUUUAAUAGUAAGGUCUUUGUGUUCAAAUUGGACACAGCAACUGCUGCUCUCAAGCAUAAUUUGAUUCCAGGCAUUAUAACUGUCGAAAAUUACCCACCUCUGCUUUUAUACCUGCAUUUUUACAAAGAACAACACUUAACACCUAACUGGUAUUUGAUUUCAGCACUGGGUGUUUUACAAGCACACAACUAAUGCAUACGUGCGCAAUUAUGUAGAUUUAUUAAUGUUUCAGUUAAGUAAUAUACUCCCACUAAGCUCCUGCUCAUUUUUUUCCUCUCAAUAUUAUUUGGCUUUGCCCCCUAUUGCUUCUUCCACGAACUUAGUGUUAUUACAAUGGGCUUCAAAACAAGACCUUUACACACAUGCACGUACGCACACAUGCAAUUGUGCUGUCCUUCAUUGUCAAAAUUUAACAUGAAAUAUAUUAAAUAAUCAUUUAAAACAUUUCCAACAUUGUUAAUAAUCGAAAUAAGAACAAAUCAGUGCUUUAAUAUAAUCCUUCAAUUAGUUACAUAUAAUUGCCAUAAUUUCACGGGCAGCGGAUGGGGGUCGUUUGAAGUGUUUAAUGGUAAUGACACAGUAGUGUGUCGAGAAGUGACACACACACACACUCACAAACACGCAAUCUGAGUAAACAUCCUGUGUGGGAGAUUGGGAUACCGCUGUGAUACUUGUUGACUUAUUUAGACUACUUUGUUUUUCUGUUAGUUCAGCCCUUCCAAAAAAGGAAAACAUCAAUGGGGGCAAAAUAAUUCCCAUAUAAAGUAAAUACACACUCACUUGGACAGUGUGAAACAAAGGAAGGUGUCCUUGUUCAAACACAUAUUCCUCUUAUUUGCUGUUUAACAAGAAUGCACAUUUUUUUUUGUAAAUUUUGAAUAUGUACAUAUAUAUAUUAAAAAAAAAAAAAAAUCAAAGUGAGGGGCAUAAUAACUGGAAAUCAACAACAUUUACGUAAUUAAAUAUGCAAAAGCACUACAAAAAUAAUAACAAUUUUAAAAUAUUAGUGCAAUAAAAUUUAUUAAAUUGGGGGGGGGAAAUGUAAUAAUUAUCCGUAAUCGCCGGAGUAUUUCAUUGACUUUAAAUACACAAUAGCACAAAAUAUUUUAUAAAUUAUUAGGGAUGCAAUUGAAGAAACUGUAAUCCAAACGGAAAAAUAUUUAAGGCUACAGACGAGCUCAAUUUUAGAACUGACCCCAAAAAUAGAGUACAAUUUGAACUCAGAAUUAUUUAUAUUUUCUGUCAGUUUGUUUUACUUUUAAGCUAAACAAAUAUGAUAUAUUUUCAUAUUUAAAGCAUGUCAAACAGCUUCUACCUUUCUCUCUCGUGGAACGUCUAUGUCUCCAGCUCUCUCCCUGUAUGUUCCUCUGAAUCGUAUUCGCCUUCUUUAAAAAGAUUCCGUGUCAUCGGAAAAAUAAAGUGAAGAGAACUUUCCCAUGCUUCCGAGUUCACUUUGGCCCUCCCUCAGGAACCUUCUGCAGGAAAUGGGAUGGAGCAACUCUUCAGUCUUGGUCCGUCAUUUGAGUUCCAAAUUGGAGCACAUAUUUAUUUAUUUUAACGUCAUGCUACUUUAACGCGCGUGUCAUAUCAAUGAAUUGAGAAUUUGAGGUCAGGAGAACUUUUUCAUAGUGGGGCUUGGGUUGGGGUUUUACAACCCCCCCCCUCCCCCCCUACCAUGAAAAGGUUUUCUUGUAAAUGUAUUUGUACAAUGAGAAUACCGUAUCCUUCAGCCAGCAAUAAAAUUAUUUACUUGAUUGCCCUCAUUUAUCAAAAUACGUGACGUAGAAGCUUGGGGUAACUUUCCAACAUGCCACACAGGGGCGCCAGUGACCAAAACACAGGUUCUGCAAAGCCAAGUUUCAUACAAAAUGAAUUAUUUUGUAUGUUUUGCAGCAAUAGUUUUUUUUUUUAUUGACCUGUUAAAGUUUAUACCAGCAAGCACCACAAAAUCCUUCUUAUCGUUAUUAUGCACAGUUUUAACCUGAACCCACCCAGAGAGACCGACACACACAAGAAUAUUAUAGGGAGUAGUUAAUCUUGCAUUGCAAAUAAUUUGAUGUUAUUGCUUUACUGUUGUGUCUUUAAAGCAUAAAUCGACACUUAGUAUAAAUGACAUCCAUAAAAAAAAGAAAAAUUACUCAAAGUAUUUUGGCAUGCGAAUUGCGAAUUUCUUAAAACUCUGAUGAUGGAAUAAUGUUUAAACACACACAAAAAAACGUCACCUCUUACGGGCGCAGCCAUUUUGUAAUGUCAGCUAUCCCUGCACACAAAAACAAGAAUAAAAUGGAGCAAAGGUGCGUGUGAUAAUGGGUAUUAAUGUAACAAAAAGGGCAGGUAAUUUGGGAUACUUGCAUUUGAUUGCUUGAAAUUGUACCAUGUUGGUAAAAUGUCUGCCCCUAUGUUUGAUGGACACUUCCUGGAAAUACUGGCUUUUGUGUAUGUUUUUCCACUGUUAUACAUAAAAAAAUGAAAGUUGAUAUACAUAUAUUUUCCAUUAAGUAAUCAAGAGUCCUCUCAGAUGGACAUGAUAAAGGUGUUUUUUCCCCUUAAUAUGUUACUUUACUGUUAUUACAUACACUGUUGGUCAAAAGUAUUGGCACUCCCGCAAUUCUGUCAGAUAAUGUUCAAUUUCUCCCAGAAAAUGAUUGCAAUGACAAAUGCUUUGGUAGUAAUAUCUUCAUUCAUUUUCCUUGCAAUGACAAAACAGAAAGAGGAAAAAAAUUCAAUCAUUAUCAUUUUACACAAAACUCAAAAAGUGAGCCAGACAAAAUUCUUGGCACCCUUUGAAAAAUCGUGAUGCUUCUCUAAUUUGUGUACCUGUGGCACAUGUGGUGGUGGCAAUAACUAAAUCACACUUGCAGCCAGUUAAAAUGGAUUAAAGUUGACUCAACCUUUGUCCUGUGUCCUUGUGUGUACCACAUUGAGCAUGGAGAAAAGAAGACCAAAGAACUGUCUGAGGACUUGAGAAGCAAAAUUGUGAGGAAGCAUGGGCAAUCUCAAGGCUACAAGUCCAUCUCCAAAGACCUGAAUGCUCCUGUGUCUACUGUGCCUUGUGUCAUCAAUAAGUGUAAAGCCCAUGGAACUGUGGCUAACCUUCCUAGAUGUGGAUGGGGAAGAAAAAUUGACAACAGAUUUCAACGAAAGAUUGUGCGGAUGGUGGAUAAAGAACCUCAACUAACAUCCAAACAACUUCUAGCUGUCCUGGCGUCCGAGGGUACAACAUUGUCAAUUCAUACUAUCCGUCGACGUCUAAAUGGAAAGGGACUCUAUGGUCUAUGGCAGGGGUUCCCAACCUAUUCCACUAAGGCACACUGUGGGUGCAGGAUUUCAUUCUUACCAAACAAGAUGACAACACUUUUUCCCCAAUCUGGUGUUUUACAAGUGCAAUCAGUUGAUUGCAGUCAGGUGUGGCUUGUUUUAGCAGAAGCCUCAUUGGUUCAACUGUCUCUGCUGGAUCGGCUGGAACAAAAACCAGGACCCACAGUGUGCCUUGAGGACUGGGUUGAAAACCCCUGGUCUAUGGUAAUACCCAG
This is a messenger RNA of Corythoichthys intestinalis (scribbled pipefish), 11648 nucleotides long. RefSeq names its product small integral membrane protein 12 (gene smim12). The transcript is spliced from 2 exons. The coding region runs from base 145 to 420 and encodes 91 amino acids. Lineage: Eukaryota; Metazoa; Chordata; Actinopteri; Syngnathiformes; Syngnathidae. The record is from RefSeq and is a predicted model, not a curated record.